AUGGCUUCUGAAGCCGUCCCCAAUCAAGUCAACAUCUACCUUUCCUUCUAUGACGCUAGCGGUCAGCAAAGUCGCCUUGAACAGCUUACCACAGGCACCGUUGCCUCCCCAGUCUGCCACUUUCUCGCUAAUGAGGAGACUGACGAAUCCUUGUUUGUGACCGGGGACAAAGAUAGUCUUCACUCACACGCGUGUAUAAAUGUUUAUGCUAGCACAGCUACACUUUGUCUCUUCGAAGACAAUCCCGAAGGAAGCUGGGUUUUGCCACCAAGAUGGAACCCUGGUACCUCUAACUUUCUCGAUCGAACUCCUGUCAUGCGCUCCAGCCACGAACAACAAAUUGCUAUUCAAUUACGGCCAGGGGAUCAAAUACUGUCUAAGGGUGGGCGUUGGUCCAUUGACUUCUUCGCAAGGCCUGCAACGCCAAAUAUCGUCUCCCCCAUCGAGAGGAGAGAUAGCCGUGACGACCAUGACCAGGUUCAGGCUACAGAGCAUCCCUUUAACUCGUCGGUGGAACGAUCGUCUGCUUUCUCACCAACAGCCUUUUCUCCUGAGUGCCUUCAUCGUCUUGUUGAACUGAAUGAGCCCAGCAGGUCCAUGACAUGGGCAAAACUCGCUUACAGCAAUGCUGAGGAUCAUGCUGUUCGUCAGAUCUCCCUUUGGCAACAUUACAAGAGCACUUUUGAGACAUACGGCUCCCUCGUCUCACCAAUGGUCCUUCUUAAGGCUGUUACAUAUGAGUUUCCAUCAGUGACAAUAAUGAAGGAAUUCAAUGGGGUGAAGUACGUUCUGAAAGGCAUUCGUCUGAGAGAGAAUCAGUCCCCAUUCUCUUCCAUCACAGACGAAGACCGAACCGAAGUCACCACAUGUCCUCGUCUGACAGAAGUCCCAUUGGAUGCAGGAGCUUUGUCGCCUGAUGUGAUGGAAGGUACAGAAACGCCGACCUGGAAGGUAAUGGAGGACUCACAGGGAGGACUUCCUCCCCAUGCAGCUGAGAAGAAUGUCUAUGGAGAGUGCAUACUUCGCAGGUCACACGUACCUGAGCCACUUCCACCAAUGCCGACAAACUCUACUGGACAAAGUAAGCAUGUAGAAGCUACUUCACCUCCGUCAAGCCACCAAAUGCAGCUUGCUGAAGCACAAAACAUGCGCAGUCCAGUAUUGAACGAAUCAGACGCAAGCCAGUCGCUGUUCGUUGAACACACAUCUAGCCCUCAUCAAAUUUUGUCCUUAUCUAGCUCCUGCAUAGAGACGGUCUCAAACGAUCCACAACUACGGAGUUCCACAGCCUCCACUGAUGUUACCUUGGUAGAUCUCGGAGAAGUAGCUGUGUUGACGAAGGGUGAGGAAGGUCACAGUGAGUGUUGUAAUGUUUCACGCACAGAGGAGUCACCUGUGCCUGAAGACGAAAUUUCAGCACAGCUUCGUCAGUCACAAGUCAAGAGGACCAGACAGGGUUCCUCGCGUUCUCCCGUGCCCGGGAAGAGGACUAAAAUUGACGAUGAGCAAAGCUUGGCAACAGUGAACAUGGAUGGUGAUAUCAUCAUAGAGCAAGAUUUAGAGCUAGAUGAAGACACGAUUGUGGUCGAAUGCGGACCCAUCACUCAAAUAAACUCUCAGCCUGACGCCAUCCCUCAGUCCCUUAGCCGAGGCAAAGAGAUCUCGAUGUCAACAAAAGAUCCGAUCGACUUAUCAUCGUCUUCAAUUUCAAAGAAGCACCAAGAAUCAUCGCUACCGACCGAUAACACGGCAAGAACAGCCACGUCCCAUUUCUCGAAGCAAUACUCUGGUGAAUCUCCAUGCGUCCUGUUCUCAAGUACCACCGAGAUUGAUUCCAGGAAGAACAUUAUGGCUUUUCUACGUGAGUGUGGUGGCAAAUCAGUCAACAGGAUAACCUCAGCCAACAUGCUAUGUGUUGGGAGCAAUCAGCCACUCAAGAAGUCCGCUAAUCUGGUGCUGGCGGUCUGUAUGGGUCUAGACAUCGUCACCGAUAAGUGGCUUGUCGAAAGCCAGCGAAAAGGCUUUCUCUUAGAUGCACACCACUACCUUCCCAGAGACGCACAACGCGAACGCCAGUGGGGGUUUAAACUAUCUGAAGCUGUCGCCAGGGGUAAGUUGCGUGGUGGAAUGACCGGCUUGCUGGGUGGUAUCGAUGUCUACUUUACCCAUGGACUGAAGUCUCUGCUUGCGCACAACUUCCGAGACUUUACCGCUGUGGCUACCUGCUUGGGAGCGGACGCGGUCAAGAACGGGCUACCUAAUAGAAAAGAACUUAGAAAGGAGUUUCUGAUCCUUGGCACUGCGGACGACCCUCAGACUCUGCAGGCAUCACACAUGGGACUUGAAGUCUGGAGCAAGGAUCUGCUAGUGAUGGGUGCUUUGCGGGGUACUAUCCAACGCGUUGAUGAGUUCAACGUUGCAAAGCCCAUGAAGCAAGAAAGCGACAUGUCUGAGGAGGAGCUGUAG
Molecule: messenger RNA, 2466 nt
Organism: Endocarpon pusillum Z07020
Lineage: Eukaryota; Fungi; Ascomycota; Eurotiomycetes; Verrucariales; Verrucariaceae
Exons: 2
Coding region: 1-2466 (821 amino acids)
Source: RefSeq, a predicted model, not a curated record